Molecule: messenger RNA, 1921 nt
Organism: Betta splendens (Siamese fighting fish)
Lineage: Eukaryota; Metazoa; Chordata; Actinopteri; Anabantiformes; Osphronemidae
Gene: cpvl
Product: carboxypeptidase vitellogenic like
Exons: 13
Coding region: 143-1579 (478 amino acids)
Biological process (GO): proteolysis
Molecular function (GO): serine-type carboxypeptidase activity
Source: RefSeq, a predicted model, not a curated record
CGUGCUCCAGCUGUCACAUGAUCUCGGUCACGUGACCGCCGCGCUACAGCGUCUCGCUUUUCCGUCAACCCACCUGUGACUGGCGUCUGGACCGAGACGCUGCUCUGCGCGGAGGCGGACGUUUCACCUGCCGCCGCCGAACAUGAGGCUGCUGAAGGAAACUCUCGGCCUCCUGUUGCUCUGGGCCUGUCUGGACGCCGCACGCUCGAGGCGCUGCUCGUCGUUCUUCUGCGGCAAAUCGUACGGGGCGAGCGGCCUGAACGGGGCCGACCCCGGGCCGCCGCUGUUCCUCACGCCUUACCUGGAGAAGGGGGCCAUAGAUGAAGCCAGGAAGCUGAGUGUGGUGGGGGCGCUGCCUGGAGCCAACGUGAAGAGCCACGCCGGAUACCUCACCGUCAACAAGAAGUACAACAGCAACCUCUUCUUCUGGUUUUUCCCCGCACUCAAACCGAUGCAGGAUAAGGCUCCAGUCCUGCUGUGGCUCCAAGGUGGCCCUGGCGGAACCUCGCUGUUCGGUCUGUUUGUGGAACAUGGGCCGUACGUGGUCUAUAAGAACCUGACAGUGGGUUUGAGGGAUUUCGCGUGGACAACAGCAUACUCUGUGUUGUACAUUGACAACCCAGUCGGUACAGGCUACAGCUUCACUGACUAUGACCAAGGUUUUGCACAGAACCAGGACGAUGUUGGCAGAGAUCUGUACAGUGCUUUAACGCAGUUCUUCCAGAUCUUUCCAGAGUAUCAGUCCAAUGACUUCUAUGCCACUGGGGAGUCUUAUGCGGGAAAGUAUGUUCCUGCCAUUUCUUACUACAUCCAUAAACACAACCCCACUGCCAAGGUGAAGAUCAACCUUAAGGGCAUGGCUAUUGGAGACGGGCUCUGUGACCCAGAGCUGAUGCUCGGUGGCUACGGUGAGUUCAUGUACCAAACCGGCAUGAUUGAUGAAAACCAAAAGCAGUAUGUUGUCCAGCAGACGGAUUAUGGGGUGAAGCUCAUCCAGCAGCAGAACUGGGUGGAGGCGUUCCGGGUUUUCGACCGCUUGCUGAACGGUGACCUGGACCCGUACCCGUCCUUCUUCCAGAACGCCACCGGCUGCACCAACUACUUCAACUACAUGACGUGUCAGGAGCCCGACGACCAGGGCUACUUCUCCCGGUUCGUGACGCUGCCGGCGGUGCGACGCGCCGUCCACGUGGGGAACCUGACGUUCCACGACGGCUCGGAGGUGGAGAAGCACCUCCUGCAGGAUGUGAUGAAGAGCAUCAAGCCGUGGCUGGGUGUGCUGAUGGACAACUACAGGGUCUUGAUCUACAGCGGCCAGCUGGACGUCAUCGUAGCCGCUCCGCUCACCGAGCGCUUCCUGCCCACCGUGAACUGGAGCGGAGCCGCCGAGUACAAAGCGGCCGCUCGCUACCACUGGAAGGUGCAGCCCGGUGACGCGGAAGUGGCAGGUUACGUACGCCAAGUGAAGGACUUCUUUCAGGUCGUCAUCCGAGGAGGGGGACACAUUUUGCCGUACGAUCAACCAGCCAGAUCCUUUGACAUGAUUGACAGAUUCCUCUCAACGCGGGGCUUCUUUUAAGGCCUUUCUAAUAUAGACUCCGAGAGGCACCCAGUUUAACACAUUUUGGCACAUUUUUGGUGAUUCUCUUCUUAACACCUGAUUUCAUGUGUAUUGUCUUUUUAUAUGAUUUCAUCACAGCUAGCGACUGGCUAGCUUAGACCUGCAAUCACUGCUCACAUUUUAUUGUCAGCAGCUCCAAUAGUAACACUUAAAAUGUAGGUGUAAUGGAUGAGAUGAAUCAGACUCACGUUUACUUUUGUAAUUCAUUUGGGGAAAUAAACUACGUGUUGCAUUAGUACUUGUAUAAAGAUUGAAAAAUUGAUCCUGGAAAAUUAACUUGAAAUAAAAUGUUUUCCAUGA